CGAGAACGUGCGCCGUGGCGUCCUAGCCCGGCGGCCUGGCGACGCAUCACCCCGGCGGCCGGGCGCUGCAAAUUCGGCGACCGUUCUGGCGGCCGUUUGCCGAGCUGGCUGGUCGAUCAAGAUGGUCGCCCUCUGGUCGACGAUCCCGAGGUCGCCCAAAAUUGGGACUAUACCCAGUCCGAAGAGCCCGAGGCGUGGAUGCCGGCGGAAUCGUUAAAGCGAGCGCACGGGAGAGGCAGGGGCUUUGCCAGCAUCAAGCAGCCGGCCGCAGACGCCAGAGGAAUGCAAAUGCUUGCGGACCUCGGCCAGGCAGUUACUGCAGGACCUUAGAGACAGAGGCCAGCGGCUACAUCCUGAAAAUGCGGCGGCGUGCCACGGCCGAAGGGCUCGCGCAGUGGUUUACGGCUGCGAAGCUACAGGAAGCGGCCCUCCACGUCGCCGAAGGUUGAGCAGACCGGGGGCGCCAUGGCGGGCGUGGCGCCAUGCAUCAGGGCGGCGACUGCGAACGCCCUGCAGGCGCGUUCUUCCAUGUGAUCCGCAGCCGGCUGCGCUUCCCCCCGGGCCCUUCCGCCGCGCUGGCGCGAAGUUGCGCCGCGUGGUGCCUUCGGC
Molecule: messenger RNA, 609 nt
Organism: Amoebophrya sp. A120
Lineage: Eukaryota; Dinophyceae; Syndiniales; Amoebophryaceae
Source: the annotation of a GenBank genome assembly